AUGCUCUGCGCAAUUUCGGGAGAAGCACCGCAAGUGCCCGUCGUCUCGCCCAAGAGCGGCAGCGUCUUUGAGAAGCGACUGAUCGAAGCCUACAUCGCGGAGAAUGGAAAGGACCCCGUGAAUGGAGAAGAGCUCUCCACAGACGACCUCAUUGAUGUCAAAUCCCAGCGCGUCGUCCGCCCCAGACCUCCCACCCUCACAUCCAUUCCUUCGUUGCUCAGUGUUUUCCAAGAAGAAUGGGAUGCCCUGGCUCUCGAGACCUACACAUUGCGACAGACCUUGGCGCAGACCCGCCAGGAAUUGAGCUCCGCGCUCUACCAGCACGAUGCCGCCGUUCGCGUGAUUGCUCGUUUGACAAAGGAGAGAGACGAGGCCCGUGAUGCCCUAUCCAAGGUCACCGUCGGUGCCAGGAGUGCUGCUGCCUCCGGUGGUGAAGCUAUGCAGGUUGAUUCGACCGGUCUGCCCGAGGCCGUUCUGGCACGUGUUGAGAGCACACAGGCAUCGCUGUCUAAGACACGUCGUAAGCGCCCGGUUCCGGAAGGCUGGGCUACGGGUGAUGCCAUCUCCACAUUCAAGCCUACGGAGAGCUCCAACCCUCUUUACCCCGGCAGCAAGGCAUUCGCCGUCAACUCGUCGGGAGAGCUGGCACUCAUCGGCGGUGCGGACGGUGCCGUUGGCAUCUAUUCCAUUCCCCAGAAGCAGGUUGUUCAGAAUCUGCAGGCAAACGGACCAGUUACCGAUGCCGCUUGGGCAGGCGAGAAGGCUAUUGUGGCAUCGUCUACGGGCUCCGUGAAGGUCUUCGAGCACGGCAACGAGGUCGCCAACUUCAACUCCCAUGCUGGAGCCGCAACGGCGCUUGCCGUGCAUGCUACCGGUGACAUUGUUGCCUCGGUUGGCGCUGAUAAGAGCUAUGUUCUGUAUGACCUUACGACGAACUCGGUAAUCACUCAGAUUUUCAGUGACGCAUCUCUUCUCUCGGUCAAGAUUCACCCUGAUGGUCAUUUGGUUGCUGCUGGUGGCGUGGACGGGCAAAUCAAGAUCUUCGAUAUUAAGACUGGCGCGUCCGCUGCCACAUUCACCAUGUCUGGGCCUGUGAAGUCUCUUUUCUUCUCCGAGAACGGUGUUUUCCUGGCCGCGGUUACCGAGAACUCGACCACUGUGUCCAUUUGGGAUCUCCGUAGCGCACAGGAGAGCAAGGUUCUGGAGACGGGCAGUCAGGUUGACUCGAUUAACUGGGAUUACACUGGACAGUUCCUUCUGACCGCAGGACCUAGUGGCUUGACCGUGCAUCAAUACACCAAGGCAUCCAAGUCGUGGUCCGAGCCCUUGCGGAGUGCGGUGCCCGCGGUUGCGGCGGCUUGGGGCUCUGCCGCCCAGGCUAUCGUGGCGUUGAAUAGCGAGGGAGGCGUGACGGAGCUGACGGCACAGUAA
Aspergillus niger is the source of this 1431-nucleotide messenger RNA. RefSeq lists its product as uncharacterized. Gene Ontology annotation, molecular function: ubiquitin protein ligase activity; protein binding. Gene Ontology annotation, cellular component: cytoplasm; Prp19 complex; U2-type catalytic step 1 spliceosome. The record is from RefSeq and is a predicted model, not a curated record. Lineage: Eukaryota; Fungi; Ascomycota; Eurotiomycetes; Eurotiales; Aspergillaceae. The transcript is spliced from 5 exons. Gene Ontology annotation, biological process: mRNA splicing, via spliceosome; DNA repair; protein ubiquitination. The coding region runs from base 1 to 1431 and encodes 476 amino acids.